AUGAAUACAACAUUGGUGCAGGAGGGGCAUGCAGUGGUGGGCAAGAAGCGGGGUAAGGAUUGUGUAGCGGAUGUUCAUGAGGGUUGCAAGUAUGCGUUGGGUGGUAACAAUGACAAUAUGCCAUAUAGUGGAAACCCUACUCCUGCUCCAACCACAACCACAACCACAACCACAAUCUUUUGGAAUGCUUCUGAAUUGAACAAAUUCAUCAACUUAAUGAUUGAUAAUGUAAGGAAUGGUCAGAAGUCCAACUCCACAUUCAAUAAGGUUGGGUGGAAUAAUAUUAAAGCAGGACUAGAAGCAACUUUCCAACGUCUAUUUCGAAAAGAGCAGUUGCGUAAUAAGAUGAAUAAGCUACGAGAUGACUAUAAUAGUUUCAGGAGGUUGCUCGAAACUAUGGGAUUUGGAUGGGAUUCAAAUACCUGGACUGCUAUAGCUGCAGAUUCUGUUUGGGAAAAUGCUAUAAAGGCAAAUCCAAAUUGGACCAAAGUCCGAAAGAGUGGAUUUCCAUGGUGGCCAGAGUUGUUAGAGGUUUCCUCAAACUCAAGUGCUCGAGGAGAUAGAGGAGUAUCUCAGCAUAUUGCUGAUUGUGAGGAUGAGAAUGAUACACAUGAUUCCCCUGAAGACGUAGUAGGUCUGGAUGAUAUAGAGCCUACAGUUGUUGACGAAGUGGUUAGUCGUUCUAUAACAAAGCGAAAGCGUGAUAGAAUUCCCACAGACCGAAGGAAGAAGAGUACCAUAAAAGUCAUUACCAAUUCUGCACAUGACUUCAACUUAUAUGUGGCCUGGAAAAUGAAACGGGGGAGUAGUGGUACUCCCACUUCCAGAACAGUUCUUCCAACUGUCAAUAAUCUAGUGGAUGGAAUGUACAGCAUUAAAGCAUGUCAGGUAUUGUUGGACAACAUGACAGAGUUAACAGAAAGGAUGUGGGUGAAGGCUCAACAAAAGAUACACAAGAGUGCUGCUUGGAGAAUAUCAUUUGUAGAAGUUGUUGCUGAAAAAAGGAUGUGGAUGAUUAGAGCAUUGAAGUAG
Messenger RNA from Macadamia integrifolia, 1032 nucleotides. RefSeq lists its product as uncharacterized. The coding region runs from base 1 to 1032 and encodes 343 amino acids. The transcript is spliced from 3 exons. NCBI's taxonomy places the organism in Eukaryota, Viridiplantae, Streptophyta, Magnoliopsida, Proteales, Proteaceae. The record is from RefSeq and is a predicted model, not a curated record.